AAACACAAAGUUACAGAACACUCCUAAACAGAACAAAGAGUUGUAACAAACACUCAGCGAAAACAGGACGUGGCAGUUUAACAACACGGAACAAAUCAAUAGUCCAUGAUCUAAGCGACCUUCAGCCAAGGUAGCGUGUCAUAACAGCAAGUCAGCGACUAUCUGGCAAAGAUUAUAUCGCAGAGACAAGAUUCCAACAGAUAAAGAUACAUACAUAUAUGCAUGUAUACUAUUAUUUAAAACAGUAAAGAGAUGAACCAUGGGAAAGACUAAAGCAUCAGAGCAGCCAGCAAGAAAAUGUGAUUUGUGUGGAUUCACAAACAAAAAUGCCUACAUUUUCAAAAGACAUAGGAUAAGAUGUAGAAGAGAUAAGAAAAAGAUUAAAGGAGGAGGCACCAAAAUAAUAAUCAAACCAUCAGUGUUUGGUUCAGUUUCCAAUAAUUUGUCAUCUCCAACAAAGGCCAUAAAGGAGAAUGGUACCAGGAAAAAGACUUCCCCUUCAAUCAGCCCAUGCAAGAGAGGACGUAAUUAUAAAUGUGAAAAUUGCAGCUUCACAACAACCAAAUCAAAAGCAUUUCUCUAUCAUGAGAUUCAGGUUCACAGAAAGGCAUAUUCAAUAUUCACUUGCACAGAAUGUGAAUACUCAUCCAAACACAAACAGAAAGUACAGAGACAUCUAAAACUUAUACACAAAAAGGAAGUUGCAUUCUCUGAUGUGCAGGUGGCAUAUAAUGAUGAAAUGAGUCGUGUUGAAGAGAGAAUAGAAAAAGAGGAAGAGCAGAAUGAUCCAAGGUUUAAAUACAAUAUUGAUAUAAACAACACUGUUGAUUUGAAUGACAUGGUUGGUACAAGUAGUACUAUUGAGGAGGAAAUCCCCGAUGAUGUAGUAGUGGUACUGCCAGAAGCACCAGAGACUCCCAAUGAGAACAAGGAACACAUCACGGAAGUUCCUGGAAUUGAAGGAAAAGUAUACAAGUGUGAAUACUGUAUUUUUAAUAGCAACGAUAAGAGCAAAGUAGCAAAACAUGUUGUUACUAACCAUUUGAAUGCAAAACUGUUCCAGUGUACCAUGUGCUCAUUUACAACUGGAAGGAAAAUAGAAUUUGUAGCCCACAAGGCCAAGCACAGGAAGUUGCCAGCACUACAGUGUGGUGAUUGCUCUUAUUCAACUGAUAAUAAGCAGAACUUUGACUGUCAUCGUGAAAAUCAUAAUGCAGAUAAUAUGUUCCGAUGCCAGCUUUGUAAUUUUUCUUCUACAACAGAAACUGCCAUAACUAGGCAUGUACAGACCAGCCAUGAAAACCCUGUUGACAAUUUUCAGAUGUCAUCUCAGGGUAGUUUCAGUAAUGAUUCAGCUUACAUCGAAGAACCUCAAAAUGAUGACAUGAUGACAGAAGCUCCUACAGCUGGAAGGAACUUUGUCAUGGGUGUCCAGAAUACUGGAACUGAACAGUAUUAUGCACAUACAAACACAUACAAUGCUGAUACAUCUUUGGAUUACUAUGGUGACAAUGAUAACAGUUUUAUGUCAAACUACAACAAUUCAAGUUUGAACUGGUCUACCGACAAUGACAGUUUCAACUAUCCAUCAACAUCAAAACAAGCAGCAAAAAGAGGAGAAAAAUUAGCAUCAAAACAAGCAGCCAUUUUGCAAGGAGCUGAUGGAUCAUUUGUCUGCCCAUUGUGUGGUCUGAAAUACAAACGUUCUUCUGAUCUGAAUAGACACAUGAAACAAAAACACAACAUUAGGAUGAAAGAUUAUUUGGACCAACAACCAACAAUGGUACAAUCACAAGCCCUAGAUUUACCACCAGCACCAACUGAUUCUCUACCUCCUCCUCCUCCUCUUAUACCAGCACCAAAUCAUCAAGACAAUUCCAUGAGAAAUACUGCACAAAACCAGGUCAUGGAUGAUAAUGGUAAUGCUGUAGACAAUCAGUUGCCAGAGAUGGACAGCAGUUUUGCUGACACAGGUUUGAAAUGUCCAUACUGUCCAUACGAGGCCAAAUGGCAAGAUGAAUUCAGGAAACAUCUAGCAAUUCAUCAGAUUGAGAGACGUUACAGAUGUCCACACUGUGAUAAGCAGUACAAAUAUGUUGGGGACCUGAAUGUUCACAUUCGUAGAGACCAUAAGAAAGAACCAGAGGCAGGGGACUUGAUAAGAGUACCAACUAUACCCAAUAAGAAAUCUUCACCAUCACUAUUCAAAUGCCCUGCAUGUCCAUUUACUUCACAGUGGAAAACUGAAGUGGAUCGACAUUCAAAGUAUCACAUUGAUAAUAAGCCUUACAGAUGCAAUUACUGUGAUUACCAGACGCACUGGAAAGGAGACAUAAGACGCCACAUGUACAAACACCAUCCAGAGAUUAUGGGUGAUGACACUAUCCUUGACAAUGUUAUUACGAUUGAUUAUGAAAAGUUGACUGCAAGCAAAGAACUUCCGUUUGAGAUGGAUAGUCAGAUGAAUGAAUCGUAUGAAAACAAUUACAGCAUGGAUAUGAUGAAUGAUACACCAGAAAACAGCAUGGAUCAAAGUUAUGAACCAUUGGCACAGAGCUAUGAACAAACAGACAUGUCAUAUUAUGAUUCUGAACCAUCAAGCCAUGAACCUUCUCCAGUCAAGGAACUUUCACCUGAAAAUGAUAGCAUAAGUGGAAAUACUGGGGAUGUUACAUCAUUUAAAUGUGAAUAUUGCACAUUUGUAACAAAUGCACCGUCUAAGUUGAAAGCACAUGUUUCAACUCAUAUGAAUCUGAAACAGUAUAUGUGCCCAAUAUGUGGAAGGAGAGCAAAUUGGAAAUGGGAUAUACGUAAACACAUAAAAAAGGCCCACCCUGAGACGUCACAUGAUGUUGUCAAACUUAGUCGACAGGAGGCAGAAGCUACCAUUGAAAAGUAUCUGAAUUCUAAUCCAGUUGUCAGACGUGAGCAUCAUUUGAAUGUUGCCCUUAGCCAACCCCAGACUGUGCUGGAUGAGACUUCUGAAAUAAAAAAUGGAAAAUGUUUUAAAUGUAGUGCCUGUGGAUAUGAAUCUAACCAAAGGUGGAUUGUCAGCAAACAUAUUCGCACAGUACAUCCAAACCUAGAAGUUAGUAUCAUCUACAAGGGUAAUAACAUCAAUCGUAACAUGAUGACUCUUUUGCCAACAGCAAAUGAAUCACAAAUAGAACCUUUUGUAAUCAGCAAUGAAAGAAUGGACAAUAACUGCAGUCCAAUACCGACAACCAUUUUAAAUGUACCUAAUGUGAACAAUGAAGCAAGAAUCACACCACCCAAAAAAGACUCCAUGUCUGACAAACCCUUCAUCUGCAUGGACUGUGGGAAACAGUGUGCCAGUAAAGCAGAUAUUGCUAGACAUUAUUACUACAUGCAUCGUAAUAUGCCAGUGAAAGUAGGCUACAUUACCGAUAAUGGGAUUGUACCAAUAGAAAAAGAUGACCAAGGACCCAAAUCCAACAUGGCAAUGAAACCACACAAAGUCAAUGAAACAUCACCGGAAAAAUUCCUACCUCUUGAUAUUAAGCCUUUCAUGUGUGCUGAAUGUGGAAAGCGUGCAGCGCUAAAAGGUGAUGUGAAGAAGCAUUAUAAUUACAUGCACCCUGGAAGUGAAGUUCGUAUCAUAUAUGUUGGUGAUGGAAUGCUUGAUUCUGGUAUGGUUGAGAACCCCUACAUUAUUGGUCCACCAAGUGAAAAAAUGGAUAUGGAGAAGAUGGAUAUGGCAACUGUUUCACCAAAGAUGGGCAACAAGAAAGCAGGUCUUAUAUCGGCUAAUCCUAAAACAUUUGGCUACAUCAAACCUUUCAUGUGCUCAGAAUGUGGUAGACGAUCAAACUGGAAAUGGGACUUGAGCAAACACAUGAGAAUUAGACAUCCAAAUACACCAUCACAUAUAAUCACACUUUCUGAGGCAGAAGCCAGAGCAACCUAUGAGUCAUAUAUGCAAGAAUUCAGUCAAUCUGUCCAUACUUCACCAGUAAAGAAACAUCCAAGUACAAAAGUUAAUGAGAAGGAAUAUGGGUUGAUAAACUUCAAUAGGAGUGCUUACAGACAGUUUAAAUGUUCUGCAUGUCCAUAUCGAUCAAAUUGGAGGAGUGAUUUGCUAAGGCACAUUAAAAGAAAGCAUGGUGUAACGAAAGGACAUCUGAUAAUUAUGACGAUUGACGCAGCAAAGGAAAGUUUGACUACAUAUGAUUACAAUCCAAGAAAAAGAAGGAGAAGUGGUGUCAGAGAAGGUGAGUCAGGAGAGAAAGAAAACGAAAGCAAAGAACCAAGACCUAAGGGACCAAAGCAUAGUGAGGCUGAUAAAAUGGGGAAAAUUUGGAAAUGUGCUAGAUGCUCUUUUGUCAACAAAGAUAAAAUGGUAGUAGCAAGACAUUUGUACAGCCGUCACAGAGUACGGGCAUUCACUUGCAUGAAAUGUCUUUAUGCAACCAAUCACAGAAGUUCCGCCUACCGUCAUAUUAAACAAAGACAUGAAACUGAAAACAUAAGCAUCUGUAAAAUUGGAAUUAAAUACAUUCGAUUCGAUCCAUCUAGACACACCUAUGUGAAGUCAGCUAUUGAAAAGGCUAAAGCUCAAGGAAUUAAUGUAGAUACCAGCAGUGCUGCAGCUGUUGGAGAAAAUGGACAACUUUUUCCAGGUUUUGAAAAUGCUGUAGAUGAUAAUACAGAAGAUGAAAAUUUAAAUUUAAAAAUGGAAGAAGAUGUUGAAGAUGACUUUGAAACCACUCUUGAUGAAACAGAUAAGGAAGAAGAAAAAGACGAAAUCAAGGAUACUUACACAUUCAAAGAAACUUUUAAAUGUAAACUUUGUACAUUCCAGUCAACUUGGAGAUCAUGUGUCUGUCGUCACAUUCGGCAAAAACAUAAAUCCACUAACUACCAACGACACAUCAAAUGUAUAAAGAAGAUUGUGAAAAAUAAUGGAUUAGAUGAAGAAGAAAAAGACUUAAAACAAUAUAUGUGUACUGUUUGCCCAUACAGGACUGCUAAAAAUAAUUUGUUGACACUACACAUGAAUUGCCACAAGCCUCAAACUGGAAUUCAUCAAGAGAAAUGCAGGUAUUGUCCAUACUAUGUUAGGGCACCACGUCUUAUACAGCAGCAUGAAAAACUCCAUCUUGAAGAACAAAGAAAGACGCAGAGUGUUGAACAAACUUUAGAAGAACCACUACCAUCUACGUCAACCAAAGAGGAUUCUGUAUUUAUUCAGCCGCCAACACCAACAAAGCGUCACCAAUGUCAGAAAUGUCCUUACAGAACUAAUAGUAAGAAUGAUUUCUAUUAUCACAAACAGUUUCACAGACCCAAGCCAACUUCUGAGUUUAAAUGUGAUGAGUGUGAUUACUGGGUAGGACUAAGGCGACUUCUUAAACAACACAAGAAAGUUCAUGAAGCAGAUUACAAAGACAGAAGGUCAUCCACAUCAUCUAUACAGUCAUCCCCAUGUAAAUCUGAUUUCUCAGAGUCCAGCCAUGUUUAUGAUUCAGUCCAACUAGCCAUGUACAAGCAAAAGAUAAUUUCAUCAAAGAUUCAACCAAGUAUUUCUCACUCUCCAGUCAUGUCACCCAUGAAAAUUGCAUGCACAGUUGGAAAUCGUCCAGGAUACAUCAUGAAAAAUGGAGGCUAUAGAAAAAUUCACAAAUGUUCAAAAUGUCCAUAUCAGAAUGUUAGACUUAGAAACUUGCGUCUCCAUGAAUUGAUGCAUGGUUUCCGGAAAAGUAAAAACCAGCUGAUGAAAUGUCCUGACUGUGAUUACUAUGUUGGAUCCAAGGGAUUGCUUUCACAUCACAUGAAGGUACACCUUCCCUCAUACAUGGCAGAUAAUGCAGAAAAAUCUAGUACAGAGACAGAGGUUGAUGACUAUACAGGAGAUGACACAGAGAAAGAUUCUGAUAUUUCUGACAUUCAGUUUGAGACCAAAGUCGAUACUUUGUAUGAGAUAGCAAGGUUUAAGAAAUACAGCUGUGAAAAAUGUCCUUAUGCCAGUGCUAAACGAUCUCACUAUGAGAGGCAUGUGGAAAUACAUGGAAGUAAACAACGACAUAUGUGCAAGUACUGUGAUUACAGUGUUCCAUCCAGAAACCUACUGGUUCAACAUGAAAGGCUACAUUGCACUCCAAAUCAGAACCUUUUAGCUAUACAGUCAUUAUCCAAUUUGAUGCAGUUACCAGAGGUACCGGCAGAUGUUGCUUUGGCUAGUGCUUUACCACCAAUUGACACAAAAGAGUCUUUCAAAGUUAGUGUCACACAUGACCAUAUUGAAUUGUAUGAAAAUUCCAACCAGUUUGAUAUUGAGCCGAAGAAACUUUACCGCUGUGAUAGAUGUCCAUAUGCAAAUGUGAGAAGAGACCAUUUAUUGACACAUUUGAAAUUUCACAUGCUUAAAAGUAAUCUUGCAUGUCCAUACUGUGACUACAGUGUUUCCAAGACGCACCACCUGUCACAACACAUCCGUGUUCAUUUCUGUCCACUCCCAGAAUUGUCUAAUUGGUUAGCAGAGAAUGGUCAGCUGGACAGAGUUAAACAGAAUAAAGACCCAGAUAUUAGUGAGGCAUUAUAUGUAGCACAGCUGUUCAAACGUGAUGGGCAAAAACAAUCUGAAGAAAAUGAUGAAAAAUGCAAUGGAGAGAAAGAAGAAAAGGAAGAAGUAAAAAUGGAUGAAGAGUCCUGUGAUUCCCCAGCACAGAAAGAGAUGAAUGGAGUUGAAAACGCUGAUGAAGACAUGACACCAGUAAAAGAAAAUAAACAAUUUGAAGCAUCAAAGUCUUCUGAAAGUGAUACAGACAAUGAAAUCUCAUUUAAAGACAGUUCAAUUGUUAUAUCACCAACUGUAGCUAAAGAUCAUUCGGAAGAACAGGCAUCAGAAAAAGACAUCAAAAUGGAAGAAGAAAACACUGAGUCGGAAAAUGGAGAGAAGAGUGAUGUAUACAUCUGCCAGUACUGUGAUAGAGAGUUGGACCAAUCAGAUCUACUGGUUCAACAUGAAAUGCAACAUCUUAUUGGCAAUAAUUAUGAGGUCUACCUCAACCAGUUUAUAAUAAGUGAAAAAGAGGAAGAUAUUGAAAAACAGCCUCUUGUGGUAGAAAAUGGUGAAGUAAAUAUAGAAAAUCAGAAAGAACAAAUAGAGAAUAUAACUGAAAAUCUGGAAGUUGAACCUGCAAAGGAAAAUACCUCUAUUGUGAAUUCCUAACAUUUAUUUUAUAUUGUUUAUACAUUGUUACAUAUUUACACACUUAAACAGAGAACAAAUAACAUGCAACAUGUAUAAUUUUGAAAGGUCAGAAUAAAUUAAUGCAUAGCUUUAACCCCCUUAAUUCAAAGGAAAAAAUAUGAUAUGCCUAUGCAAUUUAGUUUUCACAACUAUGUGAAGACAAGUAAUUUUUUCUUUUCUUUUUUUUCCCCAAAGAGUAACAUCGAAGGUUGUUAGUUACUCUUUUAACACUAGAUGGAAAAUGAAAAAUCUAGUAACAAGAGUUUCAAAAACUACUUUAACCUCAAUGAUGACCUGAAGCAUAUCCACUUUAUUCAAAAUGUGUUAUAGUAAAUUCUUUAACCUUCAAAUGAAAACUCUAUGUUAAGCAUUCAAUUCUAAGGUGUGUAUUUUUUUAUACCCCACGCAAUGUAUUGCGUCGAGUAUAAUGUUUUUGACCCGUCCGUCUGUCUGUCCGUCCAUCUGUCUGUCUGUCUGUCAGUCCGUCAGUCCUGUUCUUGUCAUUGCAAGUCCUCUGAAACCACACAACAGAAAUUCAUGAAACUUUGUAGAUAAUAAGGACAUACUAUGUAGAUGUGCAUAUCGACAGGAAAUUAUGAUUCAAUUUUUUUCUAGGAGUUAUGCCCCUUUGAACUUAUUGGCCUCAAUAUACUACUGCAACAGUUUGUCAUCGCAACUCCUCUGAAACCACACAACAGAGUUUCAUGAAACUUUGUAGAUAAUAAGGACAUACUAUGUAGAUGUGCAUAUCGACAGGAAAUUAUGAUUCAAUUUUUUUUCUAGGAGUUAUGCCCCUUUGAACUUAGAAUGUUGGCCUAAAUAUACUACUGCAACAGUUUGUAAUCGCAACUCUCUGAAACCACACAACAGAAUUUCAUGAAACUUUGUAGUUAAUGAAGACAAUAUGUUAAUGUGCAUAUCCACAAGAAUAUUUUUAUCAGUUGACUUUUGUAGAGUUAUGAGUCUUUGAACUUAGGAAUCUGGUGAGAUUUGGUUUGUCCAGUGACAAUGUGGGGGCAUGGGGUAUGUGAGCGUGUUCACAAAGGUUUUUUAAUUUUAAAUGUUUAGGUUUCCUCUACUCAAAAUGUAUCUGUCUUCAUAUUUGGGAAAAGGCAAAAUUACUUCUUUUUUUUUUAAUGACAUGCAAUGUGUUUACUAAAAUAAUAAAAUAAGAGCAAUUGUUUUAUAUGUGAAACUAAACUGUUGUUAUCAGAUGUUUACAAAUUUCUGAAGAAGUAUAAAGUCUCAAAAAUAAAAUACAUUAAGAAUAAAAGAAAUAAAAAUUUACUGCAUCAGUUAAAAAAAUGCACAAAUAAUAGUUUUAUUAGAUAUGUUCAUUGCCAAGAAGACUUUGGAUAAGAAAAAUAUUUCUCUGGAAAUGGAAUUUUUUAUGUUUAAACUUUCAUCUGGUACAGGUAGUUUUUGACAAUAAUAAAAUUAAUUUGAUUUGACCUUUCUUAUCUUUAAUUUAUUUAUUUUCUGUAUCUUACACAUGUUUGUUAUACAGAUUUGUUUUUGUACAGUGUUGAAUUCUUUAAAGAUGUCAAUUUUUGUUUAAGUAGAUAUUUUUUAUAGAAGGAUUGUAUUAAGAAAGAAAAAAAAAAUCUUGUAAAAUGUCAUAACAAAUGCAAUUUUGUAACUUUUGUAAAAAUGCUCAUUCAUUUUUGAAGUAAAUCAGAAAAUAGUGAUACUGCAAAUUAUGUAUCAAAAUACAACAGAAUUAAUAUAUUUUAUUUUGACAUGUUCAAGAAUUGCACAAAUUGAUUUCACAUAAUUAACAACGGUCAUAGGUUUUGUAUGCUUUAAAGUGUGAAUUAAUAGAAUCUGUUUUACAACCUUUACACUUUUUCUCAAAAUCAUUAUGGUAUUGAAACAGCUCUUAGACAAUUUAGUUGAAAGUAUGCUUUGAAAUUUUCUAAUUUAAAAAUAACCUGUGUUAUGCAUGAAAAAUAUAUUUUAAUAGAUUCAUAACUUCUAAAAAAUGUGUCGUUUUAUGAUAGAUUUUGUUUUGAAGUACAAAUAUUUUGGGGAAUGUAAUUGUAAAUUUCAAAGUUGUAUGAAACCAUCCAACAAGAUUUUUUAACUUUUGCUAAAGCAAUAUUGUUGACUGGAAAUAUUAAAACUGGUUAAUGAAUAUUUAAUUUUAGGAUCAAUAUAUAUACAUACACAUAUACAAUGUUGGAUAGUAUUUAAUUAUUCUUUUGCUAUAAUGCAUGCUUCCUUUCUUAUAUCAGUCCUGUAAAAAUGAAUUGCUUGCUUUAUGACAAUGGUUGUACAUUAUAGAUUUUAAUUUAGGCCAGAUAUUUUUUAAAUUAAUUAUUUACAGAUAUUGUUUUUGCUAUCUUUGCAUUCAUUACCUUUUUAGUUAUUAAUGGCUAGAUAUUACAUAUUUGAAAUCUUGCUUUUCGGUUAUUUUUCAACCCAUAGAAGAUAACGAAUUUAUAAUUAUACAAUUCAAAAUUAAUUGGAUGUUAUUUUAUAAAGAGAACACUUAAAAAAGACUUGGAUAUGCAAGAUGAUUAACCACACUAGAUAUUUAGUUGCGUUCAUGUACCAAGGGAUGUAAUUAAAAGGGUCAUAUCAGAAACAAGAAGGCUUCUCUUGUUAUUUAUUUAAAUGUUUUUAAUAUUUGGACUGAAAUAUAUACAUGUUUGCAGGUGUGUACACACAAUUUUAGCAUUAUUUAUUUUUUCUCUCUAAAUCAUCCUUAGAAAUGAAUUAUUUAACAGGAUAUUAAAAGAGUUUAGCAAAACCUUGAGUACAUGUAUUUCCUUCAUUAAAGAUGUGUUUUAUUGUAGACUUGUGCAUAUUUUGAAACUUAGAUUGAUUAUAAGCUUAAGGAAUUUCAAAUUUCUUUGAUUGCUUUUUCAGAGAAAUCAAAAACCGUAUUUCUAUAUUUUUUUCAAGUAUAAUGAGGAUUCAUGAUUAUUCAAUAGUUUUAAUUUUUUUGAGGAUUUCAUGGGAAUAGAAGAACCAAAAUUGAACUAUUCAACAAGAUACAUAUUUCCACACUAUUCAAUAGAUGUUAUAAUAAGGAUAGAGACAUGACAUUAAUUUGGCUGUAAAAUUGCUUAAUGAUUGAUAUAUGUUGAAAUUAAAGCAUCAACCAUAUUUUUUUAGGAAAAAUAUUUUUAAUUUUCAUAUGUUAUAAAUGAGAAGUUUUUGUAUACCUCUUUACUAUGAAAAAUGGUAGUACCUAGCCAAAAGGUUUUAUUUGCAGUGUAUAUUGACAAUCUUUUUUGUCUUAAAGAAAUAUAUUAUAUGUAGACUUUUUACUAAAUAUUUAUUUCUAUAGGAUGUUUUAUGCACUUUUUAAAAUAUUAAGAAGUGCAUUUGGAAUCCAUUUUGUUUUGAUAAAAGCUGGACAGAAUACAAUUAUUACCUGUUAAUAUAUGAAACAUGAUAGAGAUACUUGAAUGUAAAUCAGAAAUCUUCCAACAGCAUCUUUGGGUCACCAUAGGGAUCCUUACAUCAACAGUUUUACUUUGUCAUAGCUUUGCUGGGAAGUUGUAGUCAAGAUAUUGUGAGAAGCACAUGGAACGAAGGCUCUUGCACCUUGUAAUGAUCAAGCAUUAACUAAUUUAAAGUCUGACAUGGAAUAAACUGUUGGCCAAUUUUGCUGUUUUGCUUUUGCCUGAAAAAUUAAUUAGAUUGAUUGUUGGUUGCUUGACGUCCCGUGCAAAAUUAAUUAAACAAGGGGAAUCAGUUUGAGGUGGCUAUAUAGGACUAAAAGGGGAAGGAAGCAAUGGGGAUUAAAUGGGUGCAAACUUGUCCGUUCCUGAUCUACCGUCCCCCCCCCCCCCCCCAAAAAAAAAAAAAAACUUAAUGAGAAAAAGCCAUGGUUUUGCUACUGUUUUAUAGAAAUUAUUUUUUUUCUUUCACAAUUUAUAUACUUUUCUCUAUUACUACACACAUUUGAAUAUUUAUAUUGUUGAUUUAUAUGUUAUUGGUAUCAAUGAGUUGAAAACUAUAUGCAAAUAUUUGUACAGAAUGCAGAAUUUUAUAUCUAUACAUAUUGCUUAUGGUCAUAUCAUUAAUAAAUCACAUUUUAUAACGGU
Messenger RNA from Mytilus californianus (California mussel), 11271 nucleotides. RefSeq lists its product as uncharacterized. Gene Ontology annotation, biological process: regulation of gene expression. Lineage: Eukaryota; Metazoa; Mollusca; Bivalvia; Mytilida; Mytilidae. Gene Ontology annotation, cellular component: nucleus. Bases 260 to 7192 code for a protein of 2310 amino acids. The record is from RefSeq and is a predicted model, not a curated record. The transcript has 5 exons.